AUGAACAACUUACAGACCAAUCCGUUUGCCAACAUUGGCACUUCCAGCUUUAGCCUUUCACAGGUUCCCCAGCAUAUUCUGGAAAACCUGACGCCUGUGCAAUUGCGCAUGAUUCAACAAAAACAUCAGCAGUUGUUGAUGGAACGUCAGGCGCUAAUGCGACAGCAGCAGCAACAGCAGCAACAGCAACAGCAAGAACAACAGGAGCGGGAGAUCCAAAAGAAUCAGGAAACUCAGAGAAGGCAGCAGCAACUACAACAGCUGCGACAACAACAACAACAACAGCAACAACAACAACAACAACAACAACAGCAACAGCAGCAGCAGCAGCAGCAGCAGCAGCAGCAGCAGCAGCAGCAGCAGCAGCGCGUGCAACAGCACCACAUUCAACAACAACAAAUGCAGCAACAACAACUUCAGCAACUCCAUCAAAUGCAACAGCGCCAACUGCAGCAGCAACAGCAACAGCAACAUCAUAUUCAGCCCCAUCAGCAGCAGGAACUACAACAACAACAACAACAGCUGCCACAAGGCUCACCACAGUAUGCGACAAAACCCACAGUAGGCACCGCUCCUGCUCAACAGCUCAAUCUUGCCCAAAGAGCUCAAUUGCUGAAGGCCAAACAACAGCAACUGAAUGCAUCCCAGGCGUCUCGCCAGGCGCCAGCACCAACUCCGCAGCAGCUAAAUUUGCCGCCUCAGAUCGCACAACUACCGCCACAGGUGCAGCAACGUGUGCUUGCAAAUCUCAAGCAGCAAGCGCUAGCCAAGAACAAUCCCGCUGCUGUGGCGGCUAUCACAGCCGCUCAACAACAACUCGCGUCUCAAAUUCCUAAUCAGCAGACAGCUGCCUCUCCUGUAACACAAAACUCACCCGCUGUGUCGGCUAACUCACGAAUAACUACACCGCUACCUGCACAAGUCCCACAGCUUCCGCCUCUGCCCAAAUUUCAAACGAUAUAUCAGGAUCCCCCAGAGGAGGCUCUGAAGUCACUGACUUAUUGGUCAGACUUAGUCAAAGCCGGGAAAACCAAUAUAAAAGAGCCAGAUUCAAAUUUGCUUCUCUAUGAACAAGUCCUGCGAAGAGAUCGCGAAAACUCGGAACAGCUCAUAAAAGAGCGAAAUGGUUACGAGCCUUUCAGCAAGUAUGGAUUUAGUCACAAGGAAUACUUGAUGAGGCUUCUACAGGAUCUCAACUAUAUCAAAGAGCUGAAAGCAGCUAGGAUGAAGUCAAUCACGAAUACGACUCAAGGAAUCGUUUCCAAAAGCAUAUGGGGAGACGGGUACUCUGGGUAUGGGAACGGAUUUAGCAACACGGCAACAAACGUUUCAACUGGUGUUAACUGGUCCGAUAAACGAAGGCAAACGAUUUUUGAUAUGAAAGAUGUGUAUCAGCAAGCCAUGACGGAAACCCAAGAAGAACUUGUGCCGAUACGACUGGAAUUUGAUGCAGAGCGCGACAAUUUCUCACUCAGAGAUGUUUUUAUUUGGAAUAGAAAGGAAGGUGUGGUCAAAGUGGAGGAUUUAGUGGCGGAACUGCUCCAGGAUUACAAGUUCACACACAAUGACCAGUUUUUCGAGACUCUUGUUCAGAGUAUAAAGGAGCAAAUUAAUGAUUUUCAGGCCGAUCCUUUUGUCGACAAUGAUCGCGACCUGCUUGGAGGUGACGAUCUCCGGAUCCGGAUACAACUAGACAUAGUUGUAGGUCAAAACCAACUGAUAGAUGGUUUUGAGUGGGACAUUUCCAACCCGGACAAUAGUCCCGAAGAAUUCGCGGAGGCUCUUAGUCAGGAUCUCGAACUGCCCGGUGAGUUCACUACGGCAAUUGCCCACUCGAUUCGAGAGCAGGUCCAUGCAUAUCAUAAGUCCCUAGCGGUGACGGGAUACCAGUUCGAUGGUUCUGUGGUUGAAGACGAAGAUAUUCGAAGUAGACUUCUACCGCUUAUUACGCUGGACGACGUUUUCAGAAAUUCCAUUGACUCUAAAGUUUACACGCCUAGUCUUCUAAAGGUAUCUCAUGCAGAGCUGGAACGGUUGGACCGUGACAAGGACAGGGACACACGUCGUAAGCGGAGACAAGGUCGGUUCAGUAGACGCGGGGCGGGACCAAGCUCCACUGUUGCCCAAAACGAAAACGCUCUUCCUGAUCUCUCGGAUAUUCCUAAGACCUUCCGUAUUCCGGUACCUAGUACAACGCUUCCAGGUGGCGUGGACUUGGGUCCAUCCACGAACUCUUACGAUGUUGAAACCAAGAUUGAUUACGAAUCACUGCCACCGACACCGGUGGCUGCUUCGCACCAGAAUCCCUUCUGCCGUGUCGUUGAUAAUAACCCUGGACAAUAUCUUCUCGUGAGCAUUAAAGUCCCUCUGCUUCACAAAGAUAGUUCCAUGAGAGCAUAUUGA
This is a messenger RNA of Lachancea sp. 'fantastica', 2403 nucleotides long. Lineage: Eukaryota; Fungi; Ascomycota; Saccharomycetes; Saccharomycetales; Saccharomycetaceae. The record is from the annotation of a GenBank genome assembly.